AUGCCAACUCUCGAACAGAAUUUAAUCGAGGAACUAAAACGCGAGUUAGAAUUAAACAAAAAGCACCACAAUCAUGGACCACCAUCGUCGGAGGAAGAUGAUGAUCUAUUGCCUAUAGACCCGUCGUCAGGAUUCCGAUAUAUCAGGGGACCUAAAAACCUGGAUGACAAGAUCGCCGUAGUAGGGGCGGGGCCGUCCGGUGUACAUAUGGCUUUGAAACUGAAGGAGGCAGGUUUCCAAAACGUUAUAGUGUUUGAGAAGGAGGAUAAAGUAGGAGGAAAAUCCAAGACAUUAACGUACCGAGAUAUACCACACGAGAUGGGGACGUGUUACACCCAGGCGGACUACACGGAAGUGUAUCAACUUCUCGACAAGUACGAUGCAGGGGAACUCCUACCAAUGCCUACAGCGACAAUGUGGAUAGGACAAAAGGUGUACACGAGACUAUACGAAAAGAGUUUGAUCACCGAGGCCGAAGGUCGAGAUGAACAAACUCUUUUCCAGGUCCCUAUAGCCUCUUAUAGGCUGUCAUCGUUAAUGUUUUCAGUCCUCCCUGCAGCCCAAAGCUUGCUGCCUAAUGCCACUCAGGGUGAGAUCGUUACAACAUUCUUCAACGCGAUACAGAAGUACAUGCAAGUACAUAUUCAACUGUUCGGAGCAUACGAGGGUGAACUGAUGCCACGUCCAUCAAAUGACAUACUCGAAAAUGAGCUGAACAUGACAUUUUUAGAAUUUUUGAAGGAGCAUGAUAUCGAAAUUCUACAAAAUUAUUUCUUACUGACUCAGACAACACAAGGAUAUGGUCACCUAGACGAAAUCCCGGCUUUGUAUGGUUUAACAUGGAAUACUCCCAGCUUUAUUUUUCAGGCUCUAAAUCCGCCAUCGGGCGAAAUCUCGACCAUCAAGGUACUAAGUCAAGGAUAUCAGGCGCUAUGGGAAGCAAUAGUAGAACAGGAGUGUCUUAACGUACGACUUUCUAGCCCGGUAAUGAGGAUAAACCGACGCAAGAUGGCGGGUGGGGGACGGAAGGGACGGAAGGACCGACCUGCGUUUCAGAUAGAAUAUGUUGAUGGUCCAACUCAGCGAAGAAAGAAGGAACCUUUUGACUUCGUGGUAUUAACAACAGAGAUGAAACUGAUGUCGGAUUUAGACAUCAUUGACUUUAAUAAGGAGGAGAAGAGUAGGUUUAAGAAAAUGAACCGUUACUAUUAUACAACCUCAUUGGUAGAUACCAAAGAAAUAAACGGAACGGAGAGAGGUCUUACUCCAGAAAGCUACUUCGCCGAUAACAUAAAUUCGAAGGUUGACGGGAGUGUUUGGGUUAAAAGAGACUCAUUUAACAGCCUCCAGUACAAUACUGGAGCGAACUACACUGAUAAUCUGUAUCCCGGAGCUGAUGGAAGAUUCGACCAAACAUCUGUGUAUUAUCAAUUCACCCGAGAAAAUCCCGACAAAGACGAGCUAGAGAACGAGUUACGAGAACACAUUGAACAACGAGAAGGAGCAGAAGUACUUAACCUUCUCCGAGUUUUUGUAUGGGACUACUUUCCACAGUUCUCCGUCGCCGACAUAGCAUCUGGAAUAACAUGGGACAUUUUCGAAAUGCAAGGAAAAUAUGGAAUGUGGUAUGCGGGCUCCUCUGUGUAUUUCGAAUCUGUUAAGUCUGUGAUAGAGUACAACAAUCUCAUGUUCCGACAGUACGAACUACCGCAGCCAUAA
This is a messenger RNA of Pecten maximus, 1719 nucleotides long. Its product is annotated as polyenoic fatty acid isomerase-like. The record is from RefSeq and is a predicted model, not a curated record. Bases 1 to 1719 code for a protein of 572 amino acids. Gene Ontology annotation, biological process: prenylated protein catabolic process. NCBI's taxonomy places the organism in Eukaryota, Metazoa, Mollusca, Bivalvia, Pectinida, Pectinidae. The transcript is spliced from 5 exons. Gene Ontology annotation, molecular function: prenylcysteine oxidase activity.